Symbiodinium sp. CCMP2592 is the source of this 1422-nucleotide messenger RNA. NCBI's taxonomy places the organism in Eukaryota, Dinophyceae, Suessiales, Symbiodiniaceae. The record is from the annotation of a GenBank genome assembly.
AUGCGCAGCAACAAGCGCUUGCGGCUGCUGCUUACUCCAGGAGGCGUGACUUGCUGCUUUCUGGUUGCUGCAGCCUCACCCGAUCCACGAUGUCCUGAGCCAUCCUGCUGCGAUCGCGCAGACGGAGCUUGCUGGCAUCAUGGUCUUUGGACGAGGGCUUACUGCUGUGCUUUGGGAGGGGCUGCCGACUGCUACCGCUGGGGCGAAGAUUCGCCAGGUGAAGACGUGGCAGUGCAUGAUGCCUAUUCCGGCGUCCAGUGUCGACACCUCUGUCAGGCUCACGAAACCUGUGCAUACUGGACUUACAUUGUGAAAGCGCCGCAAGUGCCAGAUUCUCUGCAGGGCCGGUGUUUCCUGAAAUCCCCCCUUGCCGCGGCCAAUCGUGAGUUGGCCCAUCCAUUCGUGGUGAGCGGAGAACGGCUUUGUGCGCACUUCGGUGAAGGUUUGUCUCCGGAAGCGGCCCGAGAGCGGCGUGGGCUUCAGACCCCUCUUUGGCGGACGUCUGUGAAAGCAACCGCUGGCGCCGCUGGGCUACCGCUGCUUCCUGGUUCAGGCACCGAGGAAUGGUACAGGGAGGCAACGAAAGUCUUGGACGAAGUCGGCUUUGUGGUGAUCCUGGAUGCGCUGUCGGAUGCACAAACCGCGGAGCUCCUCCAGAAGGCAAAGCAGGUCGCGGAGAAGAUGUUGUUGUUGGAUCCCGAGCGGCUUGGGAACCGCGGUCCACGGAGGUAUAGCUUUGGAGGGGCUUCGCGAACCCUGCACCUGAUGCACAUUGACGGCUGGGAGCAGUUGCUGGACAACGAGCCUGUCAACCAGCUCCUUGCAGCCUACUAUUCGGAGGGCUUCUUGGCAUGCGGCGGUGGUGGUGACUUCGUCUUGGGCAGCACCAGCACGUAUCAGUCGCUUCACUUGGACGUUGGAGGGCCGGUGCACAGUCUGGAAAAAGCUCCUGCAAUCGGUGUGAACUUCGCAUUGGAAGAUAUCUCCUGUGCUGAUGCACCGAUGAGGGUCGUGCCGUACUCCCACCGAAACACUACAGAGCCUCCGGACUUGCCGUCCGAGCCACAGGAGAUGAAGGAUUCCGUGCUUUGUCCGCUGCCUCGCGGAAGCGCCCUCGUCCGAGAUCUUCGGGUCUGGCACGGAGGUACACCCAGCGGUUCCAGUCUACCGAGAUUUCUGCCCAAUGCCGAGUUCGUCAGCUUGCUUUGGGGCAGUCUCACGUGUGGCAGCGGUGAGAUCCUGGAUCCGUGUCAGCCGGUCCUGCCACGAGCCUCGCACGCUCGUCUUUCGCCCUUCGCCCGAGCGAUCUCCGCACGAUUGGUCGACAACACGGAAGCCCUGGAGCAUACGGGACAAAGUACCGAUGCCUGGCUGAUUCCAGACUUCCGUGGAUACCACCGGCACAAGCAAGAAGCAUAUUGA